Molecule: messenger RNA, 4962 nt
Organism: Lasiodiplodia theobromae
Lineage: Eukaryota; Fungi; Ascomycota; Dothideomycetes; Botryosphaeriales; Botryosphaeriaceae
Product: Lea domain protein
Exons: 2
Coding region: 1-4962 (1653 amino acids)
Source: RefSeq, a predicted model, not a curated record
AUGCCUUCCCCCGCUGCCGGAAAGGGCGUUGAUGCCCCUCGCACUCCCACCAAGCUCGGCCGCAAGCCUGCACCCCCCAAGCUUGGCGAGCAGGCGACAGAAAAGGCAACUGAGGCCACUUCUCAGAAGCUCCAGACGGAAAACCCGGACCUCCCACCCAGGCCGUCAGAGAGCGACAUUUCGGAGAAGGUUGAAGGUGUAAAGAAGACUGCAGAAGAUGCGCCGCAGCAGGCGAGCGGCGCCACAAGCGAGGUCGGCGAACAGGAACCGACUGGAAAGGUCUCCGAGGCUACGGGCGAUCUGAAAGAGCAGGUACCCAAGCCUGUUGGCGACGAUGAUGAUGACGACACUGCCCGCAGUGACGACGACAAUGCCACUGAGAAGGCCGGCGACCUCGGCGAGGAGGCUGAAGACACCGCCGAGGACACGGCGGAAUCGGCGCAGGAAUCUACCGCCGACCUACAGGAGGGCGCCGAGCAGGUCCCUAAGAAGACUGGAAGCAAUGUGCUCAGCGGCGCGAGGAACCUUGCCGGCCGUGCUUCCAGCCUUGCUAGCAAGUCAUCCCAGGACCCGAGCAAGGCUGCUGGCGCCGUAAAGGACACCGCCGAAGACACUGUCGGUGAUGUCCAGGACACGGCUAGCGGCGCUGCUGAAGAUGUAGAGGAAACUGCACAGGGCGGUCCCGUUCAGCAGUCUCAGGAGACCGCCGAAGGUCUCGGCAAGGAGGCUGAAGGUUUUGUUGGUGGCGCCAAAGACACCGUCGAGGAUACCGCUGGUCAAGUCAAGGACACCGCUGAGGACACUGUUGGCGACCUCAAGGACACUAUUGAAGACGUCACCGGCCAGGAAAUCCCCGAUGUCGGCGAUCUUUCAGUCCUGAAGGGCUUGGAAGUCCAGCCGGACGGUGGCAUUGUCGACAGCGAAGGCAACCAGAUCGGCAGGCUCGUCGAAGGUGAUGCCGAAGACCUUGAAGGCUAUGCCAUCGGCGAUAAUGGCGAGAUCCUCGAUGAUGACGGCGAUUUAGUCGGCCGCUGCGAACUUCUGCCCGAGAAGAUCGACGCUCAGAAGCGCAAGGCUCAGGAGGCCGCUGAAGGCGUCACUGGCAACCUACCCGACAUUUCGAUCCUCAAGGGUCUUACGGUUAACCAGGUUGGUGAGAUCCUCAACGACGACGGUGACACUGUCGGCCAGAUUGUCGAGGGCGAUAUUUCCCAGCUCAAGGGCCGUCAGGUCAACGAGAAGGGUGAGAUCCUUGACGACGCCGGCAACGUCAUUGGCCGCGCCAGGGUCCACCCUGAUGCUGCCGGCCUCUACGACCAGGUCGGUGAAGCAGUUGGCGGAGUUGAAGAUGUUGAAGGCGUUGAAGGCGUUGAAGGCGUUGGAGGCGUUGAGGGUGUCUCUGGUGCUGCUGAUGAAGCCACCAGCAAGGUUGAGCAGCUUGGCAGCAAGGCUAGCGAGGCUGGCAAGGCCGUUUCCGCCGCUGCUAGCAAGGCCGACGGGGCUGGUUCAGCCAUCGGGGGUGCCAAGUCUCAUAUCGAAAGCGAGGUUCCCGAUCUCCCUGGCGUGGAGGCCCUCGAGGGCCGUCCGAUUAACUCUGAAGGAGAAGUCGUCGAUUCAGAGGGCAACGUCCUUGGCCAGGUCGCCGAAGGCGUCGAUGUCAACAAGGUUAAGGGCCUCUCGGUCAAUGAGAAGGGUGAGGUCGUCGAUGAAGACGGAAACGUUCUCGGCACAGUCGAGCUUGCUGAGGGUGCUGCUGAGCACCUUCAGGAGCGGCUUCGUCCGCUUGCCCUCGACAUCAGAAUCUUGGAAGGCCUAAAGGUCAACAAGAAGGGCAAGGUCCUCAAUGAGGAGGGUGAUGAGAUCGGUGAGCUCACCGAGGGCGACGUCAAGAAGGCCGCCGGUAAGACAAUCAACGACAAGGGAGAGGUCCUCGAUAAGGACGGCAAGGUCAUCGGUAAGGUCGAGAUUAUCCCUGGCGACGCUGCAGAGGAGGCGACCAAGGAGCUGCGCGACCGCCUCGCUGAUCUUGAGGGCCCGAAGGAGUACAUUCCUGGUCUCGACAUCUUGGACGGCUUGAAGGUCAACAAGAAGGGCCAAGUGCUCAACGAGGACGGCGACCCGGUUGGCGAGCUUGUUCAGGGCGAGCUCUCUGACUGCGCUGGCAAGAAGCUGAACGACAAGGGUGAGGUUCUCGACAAGGACGGCAACAUCAUCGGUCGCGUUCGUGUCCUGCCUCAACAGGUUGAGGAGGGCGAGGAGAUCCCCGAGGGCGCUGAAAUCGUGGGCGAAGAUGUUCAAGAGGAGGCACCUGAGGGCACCGAAACUAUUGUCGACGAAGUCGCCGAGGAGGACAAUCUACCUCCUCUCUCUGUCCUCGAUGGCCUCACUGUCAACAAGGCUGGUAAGAUCAUCAACUCCGACGGCGUCGUCGUCGGUGAACUGGUCGAGGGCGACGCGAAGAAGCUCUCCAAGCUUGGUGCCACUGCCGACUCUCAGGGUCAAUUCUGGGACAACAAGGGCAACGUCAUCGGCCGCGCCACGACCGUCCCUGUCGAGGAAGAUCAAGAGGGCACUUUCGCUGGCCUCGAGGGCCUCAUCGUUGUCAAGGAUGGCAAGGUCGAGGAUGAGAACGGCAAUGUCGUCGGUGUCGUCGUUGAAGGCGACGCGAAGAAGCUGGUCGGCCGUGCUGUUGAUGAAGAUGGAGACAUCAUUGAUAAGAGGGGCUCCGUGAUUGGUCACGCUGAGCGUUAUGAAGAGCCUGAGGAGCCCGAGGCUGAACCUAUUGACCUCUCGGUCCUCAUUGGCAAGACCCUCAACAAGCAGGGCAAUGUCAUUGGCGAUGAGGGUGUUCCGAUUGCUCGUCUUGUCGAAGGAAAUGUGAAGGAGCUCGCAGGCAGGAAGAUUGGUGAGGAGGGCCAGAUCUGGAAUGAUGCAGGCAAGGUCAUCGGCCGCGUUGAGCUCAUUCCUGAGCACGAACGCGAGUCCAGGCCUGAAGGACCUUUCGCCGGCCUCGAGGACCUCCGUGUAGUCGCCGAUGGUAACGUGGCUGACGAAGACGGUAACAUCGUCGGCCGCAUCGUCGACGGCAACCCCAAGCGUCUGAUCGGUCUAUCUGUCGAUGAGGAUGGAGAUAUUAUCGACAAGUACGGCAACGUGAAGGGCCAUGCCGAGCCCCUCGAGGAGGAGCCCGAGGAGGAGCCUGCCGACUUGUCCAUCCUGGACAACAAGGUCCUGAACAAGCAGGGCUUCGUUGUCGAUGAGAGCGGUAUCCCUCUUGGUAAGCUUGUUGAGGGCAACAUCUCUGAGCUUGCUGGCCGUCGCUGCGACGAGAACGGUCUGAUCCACGGCGACACUGGCAAGGUCGUUGGCCGCUGCGAGCUCAUUCCCGAGAACGAGCGCGUCGCCAAGCCCGAGGGACCUUUCGCUGGCCUCGAGGGUCUGCGCGUGGUUGCCGGCGGGAAGAUCGAGGACGCCGAUGGCAACGUCGUUGGCGAGCUCGUUGACGGUGACCCCAAGCGCCUGGUCGGCCUCUCGGUCGACGAGGAUGGCGACAUCAUCGACAAAUUCGGAAACGUCAAGGGCCACGCCGAGCCAUGGCAAGAGGAGGAGGAGCAACCCGAGGAUCUCUCUGCUCUUGCGAACUGCACUGUCAACAAGGCUGGCAAUGUUGUCGACUCUGCUGGCGCCAUUGUUGGCCGCGUUGCUGAGGGAGACCCCAAGCAAAUGGUUGGUCGCAAGGUUGACGGCCAGGGCCAGAUCUGGGACAAUGCCGGCAACGUCAUCGGACGCGCUGAGCUCGUGAAGGGCGUCGACACUACCGCCGAGGGACCAUUCGCUGGCUUCGACAACAUUACAGUUGCCAAGGAAGGUUACGUUGUGACGCCUGAUGGCAGCAUCGUUGGCCGCGUCGUUGAGGGGGAUGUCCAGAAGCUCUUGGGCCACAAGGUCGACGAGGAGGGUGAGAUCGUCGACAAGAAUGGUAACCUGAUUGGUAAGGCCGAACGUUGGGAGCCUGAAGAGAAGGAGCGCCGCAUCAACCCCAUGUCUGGCCGCCGUGUCAACAAGGAGGGUGAGGUCCGCGAUGAGGAUGGUAACGUUAUGGGCCGCCUCACCGCUGGCGACCUUGGCCACUGCGUUGGUCUCGAGGUUGAUGACAACGGAUAUGUCGUCGACAACGACGGCAACAAGGUCGGUGAGGUUACACUCUUGGAGAACAUUGUAGAAGAGGAGGAGGAGGAGGAAGAAGGACCCACUGAGGAGGAGCUCGAGGAGAUGCGCAAGCGCAAGGAGGAUGCUGAGCUCGCGGACAAGAUGGCAAACAUCUGCCAGCAAACGCUCGAGCGCGUCCAGCCCGUGUGCAAGCAGAUCACCGAGUACAUCGAAGCUGCCGACCGUACGCCACGCGAGGAGCUCGACGAAGAGGAGCUUGUCAACAACGUCAAGCCACUCAUCGAGGAGGGUGGUCGCAUCCUACAGGAGUGCAACGGCUCGCUGCGUGGUCUGGAUCCCGAUGGCCGUAUCGCGGCGCAGGCCAAGGGUCGCGCUGGCACGCGCGAGGCAACUCCCGAGGAGUACCGCCUGGCGGACUGCCUGAAGGAGCUCACGACGACAGUCGUGACGACGAUCGACAACGCGAAGAAGAAGAUCGCCGACAUGCCGCACGCCAAGAAGAAGCUCAACCCCCUGUGGGCGCUGCUCACCGAGCCGCUCUUCCAGAUCAUCGCCGCUGUCGGCCUGCUGCUGUCCGGCGUGCUUGGUCUCGUCGGUCGUCUGCUGAACGGCUUGGGUCUCGGCGGUCUCGUCAAUGGUCUGCUCGGUGGCUUGGGCAUCGACAAGCUCCUCAAGGGCCUCGGCCUCGGAAGCAUCACCGAAGCUCUCGGCGGCAAGAAGGACAAGAAGAAGGCCGAUGGCGCCAAGGGUCUGCCGCUCGUCGGCGGUCUGUUCGGUGGCGGCAGCAAGUAA